This is a messenger RNA of Solea senegalensis (Senegalese sole), 2652 nucleotides long. RefSeq names its product interleukin 21 receptor, tandem duplicate 2 (gene il21r.2). The coding region runs from base 322 to 1680 and encodes 452 amino acids. Gene Ontology annotation, cellular component: external side of plasma membrane. Gene Ontology annotation, molecular function: cytokine receptor activity; protein binding. The record is from RefSeq and is a predicted model, not a curated record. NCBI's taxonomy places the organism in Eukaryota, Metazoa, Chordata, Actinopteri, Pleuronectiformes, Soleidae. The transcript has 9 exons. Gene Ontology annotation, biological process: immunoglobulin mediated immune response; cytokine-mediated signaling pathway.
CAUGCAUUAUUUCAUGGUAAAAAAUAAUAAGUACAUUUAAAAAAUGCUUACAUUUUCAGGACAUCCUUCAUCCAAAUUAUGUUUAGCCAGAGGGGUGACUCGUUAAAUAUCGUGUAAGUCAAUAAUUGUUGUUUAAAUGAGAUUAACUACAAGAGAUUAACCACAAGAACCCCCAGAAGAAAAAAACAGUGACGUUAAGAGCUGUGACACAAACUUCCUGUGAGAAAAACCAUUAAACCUCAGUUCCAUCUCAUUCAUUGUCUGACACAUCAGCAGCACCAGAGCAGCCCACAAGAGUGUGAUCCUCGUUUCCACGGAGACAUGAAGUGUCUGCAGCUCCUGAUGGUGUGCUGGUGCUCCAGCGUCCUCACAGUGAGCUGCUGCAUCACAGUUGAUGGAUAUUCAUGUGUGAGUGCCUACUGGGACACAGUUUCCUGUGUGGUGAACAUCACUGGAGACCCGGACACGGAACAGAGCAACAGCAGCUACAGCCUGAAGUUUACUGAGAACUGGAGUAACGUGACGUACACUUGUCCACUCACAGCAGAGACGCACAGUCACAGCUGUGUCUGCAAAGUCAACAAUGAUGAGAUAAUGGCCGAUUAUUUCAACUUCAAAAUACGAGUGUGCGAUGACGCUGGCUGCCAGUCUCUGAACGAGGCUUUCAACCCGACACAGAACAUUCAGCUGACAGCCCCGCGUGAGGUUAAUGUCACUCAAACACCAGAGGCUUUCAACAUCACGUGGAAGAGUGGUUAUGAAGAUCAUCUCUACCUCGCCGAAUUCCUCGUCUACGAGGUGCUGCUUUUCAAACCUCACAGCAGCGGCAAAUUGUUCAGCUUUACUGGGAAGUUUGGAUCCAUUCCAAGAUCACGACCUGAAGCGCCAGCGACAUAUUGCACGAAAGUGAGAUCAAAAACCUUUGAAUCGCAUUAUGUUCUAUAUCAUGGAACAUGGAGUCAAUGGAGUCGACCCACGUGUUGGGAGAAUGACAUGCAAGAAGCUUUCUCAGAACAAGAACAUCUAUUAGUCACUCUCACCAAAUUACUGGGCCCCAUGUGCGUGGUUAUGGGAGUUGUGCUGUGUGUAUUCUACAGCCCCACUGCAAGAAUGAAGAUAAAAACUUUGUCCCACACCCCGUCACCAGCACCUUUCUUCCAACCGCUGUAUCAACAACACGAUGGAAAUCUCCAGGAAUGGCUUGGCCCUCAAGGUAAAUUUGCACUAACAUACUCAACUGAUGAGAUCUUGAUAAGUGACGUGUUGAACGUCGUACACAAACCCAUCACGAAGGAUGCAGAAGAGAACCAGGACUUGUACAACCUGGCAGUGACGCCUCUGACCUUCAGUCAGUGUCACACCUCCUAUGUUGCUGCCCCUGGGGGCCCCCAGCCCCCGCCUGUCACUGUGCUGUGUCCCGCGGACACUCCUUACACUCAGCUACCCUGCUCCGUCUGGGGCUUUGGCAGCGAGGACGUUCAGGAGAAGCCGUCUCCACCUGAAGACUUCUUAGACACGAGCCAUGAAGACUCUGGCUGCAGCUGCAAGGACAUGACGCCGAGCCCAGAGUGCAGUUUACCCAACAGUCCGGUUGAUGCCAGUCCACCGCCAUGUUUCUGUACCGACUACUGUCUUCUCAACAAAACGGCAGGAGGUCUUGUUCCUGUGUUAGUGAAAUGAAAACCGGUGUUCUGCGUUUCCAUCGCGGUACGUUUGGUUUGGAAUGGUACAGCCCCGGGUCAGGCUUGUGUUUUCACUGAGAACAGUAGCGUCACUUGGGAGGCGGGACGUGGGCUGUGCUGGGCUGUGCUGGUUGCUCAGCUGACUGCUGUGACCUUGCUGUACUCUGGUACCCAAAGGGUUUUAGUACUAGUCCAAAAACGAAAAUGACGUGCUGUCCUGUACCAAACCAUUCCAAGUGCUCUCGUUAUGCUGUGUUGUGAUUCUGUCAGCUGGUCUGGAGAAAGGAGAGAGAGAGAGGGAGAUGCUGAGUGCUCAUCGUCAGAUGGAUGAGGUGUCAUACAGUCAUACAAACAGUCAGAUUUUGUCCUGAAAUGAAGAAUCAUGUGCUGUUUUUCUUUGUUUGUACAGUAAACUUCUGCCUCUGUUAAGUAAGGCCCUUAUCUAAAGUACAGCAGAUUAAAGGCUUUUACAAAAGAGACUUCUGGUUAUAAUAUGUUAAAUGAAGUGAGUCCUUCUGGUCUCACGGUGUAACAAGAGACUCAUUUACAGCACAUGAUAUCAUUGUGAUUAAUGAUAUAUUAUGAUAUCUUUUUAUUUUUUGUAUUUUUCCUCUGUCUCUCUUUUGAGAGGAAAAGUGAAAACAAAUAUCUCGUAUGUUUCUUCUUCUUCUUAUUUCGACAUAUUCCGCAUCUGUUUAUAAGCGGCAUGGCCCCACCCCCUGUUGAUGUUUUUGUUGCCAUGGUUAUUAUUGUUUAAAGUGUUGGUUUAUAUUAUAUUUAUAUAAAGGAGCAGCAUUUCUAACAGUUAUUAUUAGGUCAGUGUGCUCUGUAAUGUAUUCUUUAUUUCUGUUACACAUGAUAUAACAUGAUAUAACCAUCCACUUAUAUGUUAAUUAUAUCUGUAUCUAUCUUUUUUCCCCUGGUUAUAUGGAAAAGCCCAAUAAAGAUGUUGAACUCAACAGAAAAUACA